AUGGCCGAGAUCCGCAAUCGCUCCAACGGUGCGACCCGCGAUCUUGACGCCGCGCGGGCAGCUUACGAUGUCGGCGACAUCGACGCCUCCAGGGCCGCGCACGAGGCCAAGAUUCACGGCGACGAGCAUCACGCCGGGGAUGCCGGCAAGUACGUCAAGAGCCUGGUGUUUGGCGGUCUCGAUGGCAUCAUCACCACGUUCGCGGUCGUCGCCGCGUCCGUGGGCGGCAGCCUGAGCAGCGACGUCAUCCUGCUCAUGGGCUUCGCCAACCUCAUCGCGGACGGCCUCUCGAUGGGCUUCGGGGACUACCUCUCGUCGCAGGCGGAGGUCGACUACACGAAGGCGGAGCACAGGCGGGAGAAGUGGGAGCUGGAGAAUUAUCCCGAGGGUGAGAAGCGCGAGAUGGUGGAGCUGUACAUGAAGAGGGGCAUGACGGAGGAGGACGCCGUGUCCGUCAUCGACGUGAUGGCCAAGUACAAGAAUUUCUUCCUCGACGUCAUGAUGGUCGAGGAGCUCGGGCUGAUGCCCCCGGACGAGGACGACUCGCCUUGGAAGAACGGUGUGGUGACGUUCGCGUCGUUCGUCUUCUUCGGUUUCAUCCCCCUGCUGUCGUAUGUCCUUUCCAGCGCGACGGGCGCGAGCGACUCUGUCAACUUUGUCGUCGCGUGUAUCCUGACGGGUGUCACGAUGUUCCUGCUGGGCGCGGCCAAGGCGAAGUUCACCAACCAGAGCAUGCUUCGGUCGGCGCUGCUGAUGUUGCUCAACGGAGGGAUGGCGGCGGUGGCGGCGUACCUGGUGUCGUGGGGCAUCGCCAGCGCCAUGGGUGGCGUGAAGGAGACUGCGUGA
Messenger RNA from Micromonas commoda, 846 nucleotides. RefSeq names its product vacuolar iron family transporter. Gene Ontology annotation, molecular function: manganese ion transmembrane transporter activity; iron ion transmembrane transporter activity. Gene Ontology annotation, cellular component: membrane. NCBI's taxonomy places the organism in Eukaryota, Viridiplantae, Chlorophyta, Mamiellophyceae, Mamiellales, Mamiellaceae. Bases 1 to 846 code for a protein of 281 amino acids. Gene Ontology annotation, biological process: intracellular manganese ion homeostasis. The record is from RefSeq and is a predicted model, not a curated record. The transcript has 2 exons.